UUUCUCUUUUCUUAACACUCUCUAAGCUUCCCCAUUUCAAUCUCAUCGCUGGUUUUAACAAACCUACUGCAAUAUAAAUUGAGUGAAAAACCAAACAUGAGAUCAGAAAUUUUGUCUUUUCUCGUACACGCUUUCAGAAAUUUUGUCCUUUUUCUAGUACGCGUUUAGGAAUUGGGGGGCCUCGGUUCUCCAUUCAAAAAGAUUCAAAAACGCAGAAGGCCAAAAGGGCAAAAGAGUAAAACAACAAAUAAAACAUUCGAAUAGUCCUACUAGGAAUAGGAAAUAAUUCGAGUAAUCCUACUUGGAGUGGGAAAACCAAAUAAAUAAGGUUUCCUCCCUCGGUCUGUCCGUCUAUAAAAGCACAUCUCACCCGCACAUCAUUUACUCAAAAUCAAAUACCCUAAACUCCUCUGAAGAUGUCUUGGUGUAUGCAACUGGUGAAGCGUGCUAAUUACAAGGCUACAGUGAGAGAUCCUGGGACUCUUGGGGUUUUAACUAUGACGGAGAACAAGUUUGUGUUCUGCCCAAAUGUUCACGCGUCCACCGCCGCGAAACCGGCGCUCGAUUUGGAGUUUAAACAAAUUACACGUCUCAAAAACACUAAGGAGGGAGGAGAUAGACCACCUUGGCUUCGUCUCAGUGAGAAGGACAAAACUUACAUCUUUGAGUUUGCAAGUUUUCGUGAUCUUCAUGUAUGCCGAGAGUUUGCAGCCAAUGCGCUCGCUAAGCGUGGAGAAGCUGCAAUACCUACUUGUUCUUCUGAUGAACAAAUCUGUGCAGCAGAAAUAAUGCACCGUAUGAAGCUAUUACAAGAAAGCAGUGAAUUGCACAAACUUCAUAUGCAGUAUGUAAUGAGUGGUGUCUUAACAGAAGCUGAGUUCUGGGCAGCUAGGAACAAGUUUGGUGAUGUAGAUAGCCGUCCAAAGCCAAAGCAACAGGUUGGUUUCAGAAACUCAAUGAUAAUGGACACCAAACCCGUGAUGGAUGGCCGAACGAACAAGGUUACUUUUAGUUUGACUGCAGAGAUUAAGUAUCAGAUUUUUGCCCUGAAACCAGCUGUUCAGCAGGCAUUUCUUGCUCUGGUUCCUGGUAAGACUACGGAAAAAAACUUCUGGACAAAGUAUUUCCGAGCUGAAUACCUCCGAAGCACAGGUACUGCUGCUGCAGCUGAAGCAGAAGCCGCCGAUGAUGAGGAACUGGCAAUGUUUUUGAAGGAGGAUGAGGUAUUGGCGAGGGAAGCUCGUCGAAAGCUUCGACGGGUUGAUCCAACUUUGGACAUGGAAGCUGACCAAGGAGAUGAUUAUACGCACCUUCCAGAUCAUGGGAUAUUCUUUCGGGAUGAGGUGUACAGCAGGAGAAGGACUUUAUCACAAGACCUUAACCGGCAAGGUGCUGUUGUUCUUCAAGGAAGAGGCAUCAUCGAAGUUGAUGAGAGUGGUGUGCAGGAGAGAUUUGGUAGGAUUGCUCGGACCACUGAGAUGGAGGAUCUUCAAGAACCUCACCAUCUUCAUGUUGCUCCACUAUUAUGCAUGAAGGAUCCCGGAGACUACUUUGACACGCCACAAGCUAAUAAUGCAGUUAAAGCUGAGGAAGCAUACGGCUCCUUGAGGCAGUCUAUAUCUAAAAUCAAGAGCAUUGGAUUGGGAAAUGCCACAGUUGCACCAGAAAUUGCUCUUACGAUUUUUAAUACAACACCAUUUUAGUGUUAA
Messenger RNA from Prunus avium (sweet cherry), 1709 nucleotides. NCBI's taxonomy places the organism in Eukaryota, Viridiplantae, Streptophyta, Magnoliopsida, Rosales, Rosaceae. The record is from RefSeq and is a predicted model, not a curated record.